AUACGUACAUUUCAAAUUCCGUGAAGCCACAGUCAGUUUUCUGUAGAUGUGCGGAGCGGAUCUCGUGUAGAAAUUUCAUUUACUUAAAAUUUAAGUAUUGCUUAAAAACCUCUUUUUGAGGAUUAAUCCUUGUAACGAAACCAUGUCGCUGUCCUCUUCCGAAUCGUCUGGCUACACGAAUGCUGCUUUUGAAUUCCCCAUCGGCCAAGAAGAGAAUAAAAGCGCACCACAAAGUAAGCGGAACUCUAAUUCUUCCAGCAGCAGCAAUUCACAUUCCAGCGGAGACGGUAACCCGAAUGCUAAUCGCGUCGCAAGUGAUCAGGAGCCAGAGAGGGAGAGCUGGAGUAAUCCUGCAGAGUUUCUCCUUUCCUGCGUAUCCAUGUCGGUCGGUUUGGGAAACAUUUGGCGAUUCCCUUACGUCGCUUAUGCAAAUGGAGGCGGUGCAUUUCUUAUACCCUAUCUAAUUGUGCUGUUCUUCAUCGGACGUCCACUCUACUUUCUCGAAAUGAUUUUGGGCCAAUUUUCUAGCGCCGGAUCAGUCAAAGUUUGGGAAGUCGUGCCUAUUGCUAGAGGUAUUGGAUACACGCAAGCUUUGGCCACUUGGUGCGUAAUCACUUAUUACUGUGUCCUGAUGGCCAUGGCCUUCUUCUACCUCUUCUCUUCAUUCCAAGCCGUCCUUCCUUGGACGGUUUGCAAGCCGGAGUGGACUACGAAUGAAACUGAUUGCUACAGCAGCAGUGGAAACCUUUCGGAAUAUAACAUCACGAAUACAUCAAAGUCGAGUGCCGAGUUAUUCUUCUAUAAAGACGUGAUAAAAUUGGCUGACAAUUUCGAUGAUGGAUUAGGAGCGCCUGAAUGGCGAUUGAGUCUCUGUCUCCUACUUUGUUGGAUUCUGAUUUUCGCUAUUCUCGCUAAAGGAGUGUCUUCAUCAGGAAAGGUGGCUUAUUUCACAGCCCUUUUCCCUUACGUCGUGCUUAUUACGCUCCUAAUUCGCGGUGUCACACUACCUGGAGCUAGUGAUGGGAUAUCUUACUUUGUAACGCCUCAAUGGGAAAAGAUCAAAACACCUGACGUCUGGUAUGCAGCUGUAACGCAAUGUUUCUUCUCUUUGUCGGUGGGUUUUGGUCCUAUUAUUAACUUUUCGAGUUACAAUCCCUUUCGUCAUCCAAUUUACAGAGACUCCACGAUAGUCAGUUUGGCUGACACAGGAACCAGUAUUUUGGCUGGUAUUACCAUCUUCUCGAUUUUGGGUAAUUUGGCAUAUGAGUCAGGUAAACCUAUUCAAGACGUUGUUAAAGGAGGCACUGGAUUGGCGUUCAUUUCCUAUCCAGAAGCUAUUUCGAAAUUCGACGCCGUUCCUCAGUUGUUUGCAGUUCUUUUUUUCUUGAUGUUGAUCACCCUUGCGAUCGGAAGCGCUGCCGGAUUGACUAGUUGCGUCACCACCAUUCUUUGCGACGAUUUCCCGACUGUUAAACGCUGGAUUAUUACUGCGAUUGUUUGCGUCGCAAGUUUCUUUAUCGGUCUGAUCUACGUAACACCUGCAGGCUCUUAUAUCCUGGAUUUAGUGGAUUACUUCGGAGGGGGUUUCAUCAUUUAUGUGAUCGUCAUCGUCCAAGCUAUUGCUAUUUCUUGGGUUUACGGACUGCACAAAAUCCUCAGAGAUGUGCGUUUCAUGCUGAAUAUGGGACUGGGCAUUUAUUGGAAGUACACCUGGUGCAUUUUCAUCCCAAUUGCUCUUCUGGUCAUUUUCAUUUACGCUAUGAUAGUUUAUAUGCCCAUGAAAACGGCUGAUGGGCAAGACUAUCCUGUCGGAGUUUCAGCUGCUGGAUGGGUUAUCGCUGCCAUCGCCAUAGCACAAAUUCCUGGAUGGGGAGCUUAUGUGGUCUACAAACAGAAACCUACGGAUCCCCGAUUCCUUGGUUUAGAAAAUCCAGCUGGUUCUUCCUGCCACCCUAGAUCUUGGAUUUGGAUAGAGAAAUUCUUUAAAAGUCUACGGUCAUCGGAAAAGUGGGGCCCUAAAGAUCCGGAACUCAAGCGCAGUUGGAUUGAAUACUGCAUGAUUCCGAAGCCUGUUAAUUGGAGACUAUUUAUGCCACACCCGAAAAUACCUCAAUGGAUUAAAAAACGCUAAAUAGGGGAGAACGGGGUCAACUUGGACACGGGUCAUAUUGGACAAAAACCCAAAGUGCUACAUGUUAUGGAAAUUUUUUUUUAUUUUUGUAUAGACUACAAUGUUUAACGUUCUAGAAAAUAUUGAUUAAAAUGGAAUCAUUAUUGUUCUUGUUAUCGCAGAAUUAAAAAAUGGCCCUGUUUGAUGUAAUAUUCUUCCCUAUUACUGUAAGCAUUUUUUAAGUGAAAAACACUACAAAUGAAUAAAAUAAUGAUACGUGAAA
This is a messenger RNA of Daphnia pulex (common water flea), 2393 nucleotides long. RefSeq names its product sodium-dependent nutrient amino acid transporter 1-like. The record is from RefSeq and is a predicted model, not a curated record. Gene Ontology annotation, biological process: sodium ion transmembrane transport. Gene Ontology annotation, molecular function: L-amino acid transmembrane transporter activity. Bases 143 to 2131 code for a protein of 662 amino acids. Lineage: Eukaryota; Metazoa; Arthropoda; Branchiopoda; Diplostraca; Daphniidae. The transcript is spliced from 14 exons. Gene Ontology annotation, cellular component: membrane.